Messenger RNA from Polyodon spathula (Mississippi paddlefish), 1534 nucleotides. RefSeq names its product coiled-coil domain-containing protein 3-like. NCBI's taxonomy places the organism in Eukaryota, Metazoa, Chordata, Actinopteri, Acipenseriformes, Polyodontidae. The coding region runs from base 594 to 1400 and encodes 268 amino acids. The transcript is spliced from 3 exons. Gene Ontology annotation, biological process: negative regulation of gene expression. Gene Ontology annotation, cellular component: extracellular region. The record is from RefSeq and is a predicted model, not a curated record.
GAGCGACUCCUUGCAUCUCUCGCAAGGGGCCGGUGAUCUCUGCGCUCUAUCAAGUACUGUAGUUUGAUUUUUUUUUUUUUUAGAAAACCGUGACCCAUAGAGGCUGUGAUUGGUCUUAUUUUGAUGCUACGGGAUUUUAUUAUUAUUAUUUUUUAAUUAAAGAAAAAAAAACAAAAAACAAAAAAACUUGGAGGAAAUAAAGCAGCAGAAAUUCAAUAUAUCUUUCUAUUCCGAUCCGCAGCUGGAGGCAAGGAUUUGUGUUACUGGUUAAAAAUUACAUGGAAUGAAAUUCUUUCGAUUUGAAAUACGUUACCUAACAUGAGUGAGAGUUACUUACAGCAGAAUGUAUUACGUGCGUGAUUGACAGCAAUUUGACAGAAACGACAUGCAAAAACUAAGUUAUGUACUAUGGAAAAGCUGUAGGAAAAUAAAGGAAAUAAUUCACCAAAUUCUUUCCAGGCAUAUAACAGUUAAUCCAUUCUUAUAGAAAGUUUGGAUUCUAACUUCUGUCGGACAAAAUAUAUUAAUUUAUAUGUACUGUAAUUACGUAUCUAUUCAACCAGGGGGGGUUAGAAAGUUCAUUCAACAGCAAGAUGCUUCCAGUAUUAAUAACCGUGUGCUUUAUAAUAUAUCAAGUGCGACCCGGUCUGGGGUGCCAGCUUCCUUCUGAUUGGAGACCCCUCAGUGAGGGAUGCAGAGCUGAGCUUGCAGAGAUUAUAGUGUAUGCCAAGGUGUUGGCUCUGCAUCAUGACGUGUACAGCAUGUACAAUUACUUACCUUACCAAUAUGAAGGCAGCGAGGGGGAUCUCUUCUACUCGGCAGAGAUUGAGCUGCUUUGUGACCAAGCCUGGGGCAGCAUGUUGGAGGUGCCGGCUGGAUCUAGACUGAACCUCACUGGCCUGGGCUACUUCUCCUGUCAGUCACACACUGUUGUACAAAAUUACUCCUACGUCUUUUUUCUUCGCAUGGAUGAAAACUAUAACAUACUUCCUCAUGGAGUGAAUUUCCAGGAUGCGAUCUUCCCAGACACUCAUGAAAACAGAAGGACCUUUUCCAGCCUCUUUCAGUUCUCCAAUUGCUCUCAUGGACAGCCCCCCCAGAUCUUCAGCAAUGAGUGGGAGGUAGAGGAGGACAGCCGGCUCCUGUGCUCCUCUGUGCAGAUGGCCCUCUUUGAGGAGGAGGAUCGUACAAAGAGGCUGCAGGAGAAGAUCGCUGUCCUGGAGAAGCGCAAUAAGCAGCUGAGAGACCGCGUCAAGAAGGUCAAGAGGUCACUGCGGCAGGCCCGCAAAAACAGCCGGCGUAUGGAGCAAGCUAACAAGAAACUGCAGGAGAAACUGGUAGAGGCAGUCAGCGAGCACGGCCCCCAUCCUAACUCGCCCUCCAUUUUCCUCAAGGUGUAAUGCGCAACGCACGUGUUGCAGUGACUGUUGGUGAGCCAUUAACCUUGCUCCCUUUUCGAUGGGCACGCAUGGAGGUUGCUGGGCAAUCUUCGUUACUGAAAUGUUUCUUGGGUAAUGGUCACAAAAGUAUGUGU